Messenger RNA from Rhizoctonia solani, 2232 nucleotides. RefSeq lists its product as uncharacterized. Lineage: Eukaryota; Fungi; Basidiomycota; Agaricomycetes; Cantharellales; Ceratobasidiaceae. The record is from RefSeq and is a predicted model, not a curated record. The transcript has 12 exons. Bases 1 to 2232 code for a protein of 743 amino acids.
AUGCAGCUCGAGCAGCGGCUGAAUCUCUGGCUAACGAACCUAUCUAUUGGUAUAAGCGAUAGCAUGGGGGCCCCUAUUCCUCAUGACUUGACAAACGAAGCACCGGCUUUUCCUCCUUUGAGUUCGAUCCUAUUGCACCCAGUUUCUGAACCUGAUGUGACUCCAGACGAACCGGACAAGGGUAAUGCUCAAAUUUGUGAGCACGCUGGUGGAAAAGACAUCCUAUCAAAAGACAUUUCUGAAGUGUCCAUAGAAGGCCAACGAAUCCCACUAAGAAUGUAUCCAGAAGGACAGGAGGAAGAAGAUGUUAUCGAAGACGACAGUGAAAGGAAUAACAUAAAUAGACAUGAUGUCGAAGAGGAAAGGUGGCUGGUCAACUACAACAUUAAAAACGAAUUGGUUCCUUUAGCUCAAACCUCCGAGCAAUCGAGAGAAACCCAAGAGAUGUCCAGUAUCAAUAUAGAAGUAGCUCGAGAGGUCAUGACGGAAAUUCUUCCGGCAGACUCUGAUCUGAAUGAUGCUAUAUCUUUAGAAAAAGCCCCAAGUGUUGCCGCUAUGGUGGAUUCUACCUUAGGGGAAUCGGCAAACAUCAGAGGAAUGGAGCAGGUUAUCGAUCCAAAGCAGUCCUACCGGAUUCUUGUUGAGAAUGAAUUAGAUGUCCUACUCACAGUAUGCGCCUUAAUUGGUCAAAAUCAGCGGGUGAUCUGCUACAUGCCUUCCGGUACUCCUCCAUUGUCGUUUUACAAACCCUUGAUUGAAGCCGUAACUGGCGCGGUUGCCUAUUUUCCCGAACGAAUGAGCCCGACAAGGCGAGAUGCUGCAUAUAAACGGACUCUAGAAGCCAGUAAUUCGGUCGCAUUGGUUCCCGGUACACUUCUGCCCGAUAUAUUGAUGGAAGGCGAAAACACUUGGGUUAUUUAUGUAGGUUGGCCCCCCAGUCACGAGAAAUAUCUAAGUCGGUUCAAGAAGCACAGGGCACAAAACAACGUCAUCGUUGCUUACUCUGGGGAUCUGGAAUUAUAUACUUUGAGCCCUUCCCUCAUGGAUAUAACUCAAAUUUGGCCAGGGAGAGAUUCACUUGAUGCGUCGAUCGACAAGUUACGACAUGUAUUCGAUGACUCGCUGGCCAAAAUAUCAGAUGAAUUGAAAGAAAAGGUUUAUGCGGAUUGGAUCCAGACCCACGGCGUUUACGGCCCUCGAUACGUCAAGGCCUGGGACCCCAUCAAACUUGUGGAACAGGCCAAUUGCUACUUGGUUCAUAUUCUGCUAUAUCGUUACAAAGACCUCGUUUCUAACAAUUUGGAAUCCAAAAUAUUGCCUCGGGUCUCUUGGGGGUUUGUUACUCAAAAUUUGCUUGAACCCGCAUACGAAGCUGGAGUAUUGCAAGUGAAAGAUCGUGACUCAAGCCCGGAUCAUAUUUCUUCACUUUCUCAAGCGGAUGUUAAAUCAUCCGCAGCAGCGAGUACUAGGGUAUCCACCCCAACGACUGGUCCCACAGCUUCUAUCCUUUCAACCCAGACGUCCAUCGAUACGAAGGCAAAAGUACCGGGUAAAGAUUCCGGCGCCCAAAUCCCCAGUGCGGAAGCAUACUUCAAAAUUGCGAGUGGACAUACCUACUUGCCUAUUGAGAAGAAGGGUCACGGUUCAUUGCGGCAUUACCAAAAGCUAUUUAAAAGAAUUCUUCCAUCCGCUCAGGUGAUCGCGCCCGAAGCCAUAAGUAGUGAUCAAGCGAAUAAUGACGCUGCGUCUCGUUUUGUUAAUGCUUCGUCUCGUUCUAUGCUACUCCUCACUUAUAGCACAACAAACCUGCCAUCAAUGCUGAGAGAGAGCAAGGUUGGAUAUUGUAUUUAUUGGGGAUUCCAUCUUCCAGUGAAGCAAGACAUCACUGAACACGCCAACGCUCGCACUCUGCUCGACCUGGGACCAAGAUCUCCACUCUGGCCGAUGCGUAACACCACGGUUUCGAUAUUGAUGACCGAAGAAGCGGCGGUCAAGGGACUAUACGUCAAUCGUAUAUAUGGGCUAGGUACUGUUUCGCGCGCUGAAAGGAGUGCACAAGAGGUUCUUCGCAUGGCCAAUCGAUACUCGGCAAAGGUUCUUUUGCGUGGCGACUUGGAAGAUGGUAGUGAGCAAUUCCCACCAGUGGCAGGAAGACUUCCAGUUCCUCGCACGGUUGUGGAUAGAUUUCAACUGCAACCGGCGGUGACUGAAGGGUUGGCCAUAAUUGGUUAA